Molecule: messenger RNA, 2597 nt
Organism: Eptesicus fuscus (big brown bat)
Lineage: Eukaryota; Metazoa; Chordata; Mammalia; Chiroptera; Vespertilionidae
Gene: SLC37A2
Product: solute carrier family 37 member 2
Exons: 17
Coding region: 292-1824 (510 amino acids)
Biological process (GO): phosphate ion transmembrane transport; glucose-6-phosphate transport
Cellular component (GO): endoplasmic reticulum membrane
Molecular function (GO): glucose 6-phosphate:phosphate antiporter activity
Source: RefSeq, a predicted model, not a curated record
CCCCAGGAGCUCGGCGCGCCGCGGGCCCCCAGCCCAAGGCGAAGCGGGAGAACACCGGGCGCCGGCGGACCGGCCGGAGGAUGGGCAGUCGCUCUGCUCUGCACCCGGCCGAUCUCCAGGGCGGUUCGGGGCAAGUGGGCGGGGGCUCCGGGCCAGCGGCCGCGGGGCCGGGGCGGGCCGGCCGGCGGGGCAUUUAAACCCAGCUGCUGCGGGCUGGGACGCGCCGCCCCGCACCCUCCGCCCCGCGCCGUGCACCUCGCCGCCGACUUCGGGCCCCGGCAGGCAGGCAGGAUGCGGUCCUCCUUGGCUCCGGGCAUCUGGUUCCUCCGCACCUUCUCCAGGGACAGCUGGUACCGAGGCUUCAUCCUGCUGCUCACCUUCCUCAUCUACACGUGUUAUCACAUGUCCAGGAAGCCCAUCAGUGUGGUGAAGAGCCGUCUGCACCAGAACUGCUCAGAGAUCAUCCAGCCCCCCAAUGCCACCCACAGUCCCAACGACACCACCUGGUGCAACUGGCCUCCGUUUGACCAGGACAACUACAAGGAGCUGCUGGGCGCCGUGGACAACGCCUUCCUGGUGGCCUACGCCAUCGGCAUGUUCAUCAGUGGGAUUUUCGGGGAGCGGCUCCCUCUUCGUUACUACCUUUCAGCCGGAAUGCUGCUCAGUGGCCUCUUCACCUCGCUCUUUGGCCUGGGGUAUUUCUGGGACAUCCACGUGCUCUGGUACUUCGUGCUCAUUCAGAUCUGCAAUGGACUCGUCCAGACCACAGGCUGGCCCUCGGUGGUGACCUGCGUGGGCAACUGGUUUGGGAAGGGGAGGCGGGGGCUCAUCAUGGGCAUCUGGAAUUCCCACACAUCCGUGGGCAACAUCCUGGGCUCCCUGAUCGCCGGCAUCUGGGUGAGCGAGCAAUGGGGCCUGUCCUUCGUCGUCCCCGGUGUCAUCACGGCUGCCAUGGGCAUCGUCACCUUCCUCUUUCUCAUCGAGUACCCAGAGGAUGUGGACUGCACCACCCCUCAGCACCACGGGGAGCCGGAUGAGAAGCAGGACAGCCCUGAGGACGCCGGGAACAACCCCUACUGCCACCAGGAGAGCAGCCUGGAGGCGGCCGCAGGAUGCUCCAAGGAGCCAGGCGCUCAGCCCGCGGCCAUCAGCUUUUGGGGGGCGCUCAUGAUCCCGGGUGUCAUCGAGUUCUCUCUGUGUCUGCUCUUUGCCAAGCUGGUCAGCUACACCUUCCUCUACUGGCUGCCCCUCUACAUCUUCAAUGUGGCUCACUUCAGUGCCAAGGAGGCAGGGGACCUGUCUACGCUCUUCGACGUCGGUGGCAUCACAGGUGGCAUCCUGGCGGGGCUCAUCUCCGACUACACCAAUGGCAGGGCCACCACCUGCUGCGUCAUGCUGAUCUUGGCCGCCCCCAUGUUGUUCCUGUACAACCGCUUUGGCCAGAGCGGGAUUGCCAGCUCCAUAGUAAUGCUGAUCGUCUGCGGGGCCCUGGUCAAUGGCCCUUACGCGCUCAUCACCACGGCUGUCUCCGCUGACCUCGGGACACACCAGAGCCUGAAAGGCAACGCAAAGGCCCUGUCCACCGUCACGGCCAUCAUCGACGGCACCGGCUCCAUAGGUGCGGCUCUGGGGCCUCUGCUGGCCGGGCUCAUCUCGCCCACGGGCUGGAACAACGUCUUCUACAUGCUCAUCUCUGCUGACGUCCUGGCCUGCUUGGUAUCAAGAACUAUGAGGCCCCGAUUGGAAGAGAAGCGUGGAGGGCCCCAAAGUGCUCCCCGUGGCAAGACCAUUGAAUCUGGGGACACUGAGACAAAAGCCUCUUGAUUCUCACACCAGCCCUCCCAGCACACGGGGACCCUGAGGGGCUGGGGGAGUCUCCAUGGGGAGAGGCCGGCCAGGCGGAAGGCGUCUCCAUCCUGCAGAGGGAAAUACCUGCUCAGACUCCUGCUGGUUCAGAUCCCAGGACGGAGGCCGAGGCUGCCCAGGGCCAACGCCGGGAAAGGCAUGUCUGUCCUUUCUGUGCAGAAUUGAACCUCUGUCAUCAGCUUGUACCUACAGAUGGGAUUCUGACCCGAUUUCAGAGCAGCCCAGCCUCUCUUCGUCCCUUUGUUCACAAGCCAUUGAUCGCCAUUUGAACCUGUUUCUACCUCCUGACCCAUUUGGAUUGAAGCAUCGUUGCUGUAUCCAGGGCCAGGACUAGGGGGAGGUGCAGAAGGCGUCAUUCUUGGGCCUCCUCUGCCGCACCCUUGUCCCGACCUCUAUGUCUCAAGUAGAGACCACACAUCAGGGCAGUGCUGUGGGGAGUGGGAGCCAGGACUGAAAAUACCAGUGUGUAUGUGUUUUUUUUAAUAUAUAUAUUUUAUUGAUUUCAGAGAGGAAGGGAGAGGGAGAGAGAGAUGGAAACAUCAAUGAGGAGAGAGAAUCAUCGAUUGGCUGCCUCCUGCAUAUGCCCCCUACUGGGGUUGGAGCCCGAAACCCAGGCAUGUGCCCUGAUGGGAAUCGAACCAUGACCUCCUGGUUCAUAGAUGGAUGCUCAACCACGGAGCCACACCGGCCGGGCCCAGUGUGUGUUUUGAUUAAAAUGCCAGUGUUUUGAU